This is a messenger RNA of Prionailurus viverrinus (fishing cat), 2358 nucleotides long. It is a transcript of the gene HOXA1, whose product is annotated as homeobox A1. The record is from RefSeq and is a predicted model, not a curated record. Gene Ontology annotation, cellular component: nucleus. Lineage: Eukaryota; Metazoa; Chordata; Mammalia; Carnivora; Felidae. Gene Ontology annotation, molecular function: RNA polymerase II cis-regulatory region sequence-specific DNA binding; DNA-binding transcription factor activity, RNA polymerase II-specific. The transcript has 2 exons. Gene Ontology annotation, biological process: regulation of transcription by RNA polymerase II. Bases 189 to 1199 code for a protein of 336 amino acids.
AACUUUCGCAGGAGGCUCAGCCAUUGGCUGACAUAGUCACGUGCCCCUCCCCCUGCGCCCUCCGCCCUCGCGCCCCCCCUCUUGCGCACUGUACAUUCAUAUCAUUUUUCUUCUCUGGCCCCAUGGAGGAAGUGAGAAAGUUGGCACGGUCACCCAGGGCUUCGCAGGACCCGGUCCCUCAGUGACAGAUGGACAAUGCAAGAAUGAGCUCCUUCCUGGAAUACCCCAUCCUCAGCGGUGGCGACUCGGGGACCUGCUCAGCGCGAGCCUACCCUUCCGACCAUGGAAUUACAACUUUCCAGUCGUGCGCGGUCAGUGCUAACAGCUGUGGCGGCGACGACCGCUUCCUAGUGGGCAGGGGGGUGCAGAUCAGCCCGCCCCACCACCACCACCACCACCACCACCACCAUCACCCCCAACCGGCCACCUACCAGACUCCCGGGAACCUGGGGGUGUCCUACUCCCAUUCGAGUUGUGGUCCAAGCUAUGGCGCGCAGAACUUCGGCGCGCCUUACAGCCCCUACGCAUUAAAUCAGGAAGCAGAAGUAAGUGGUGGGUACCCCUCGUGCGCUCCCGCUGUUUACUCUGGAAAUCUCUCAUCUCCCAUGGUCCAGCAUCACCACCACCACCAGGGUUAUGCCGGGGGCGCGGUGGGCUCGCCUCAGUACAUUCACCACUCAUAUGGACAAGAGCACCAGAGCCUGGCCCUGGCCACGUAUAAUAACUCCUUGUCCCCUCUCCACGCCAGCCACCAAGAAGCCUCUCGCUCCCCUACAUCAGAGAUAUCUUCUCCAGCGCAGACCUUUGACUGGAUGAAAGUCAAAAGAAACCCUCCCAAAACAGGGAAAGUUGGAGAGUAUGGCUACGUGGGUCAACCCAAUGCAGUGCGCACCAACUUCACCACGAAGCAGCUCACUGAGCUGGAAAAGGAGUUCCACUUCAAUAAGUACCUGACGCGUGCCCGCAGGGUGGAGAUUGCCGCGUCCCUACAGCUCAAUGAGACCCAGGUGAAGAUCUGGUUCCAGAACCGCCGGAUGAAGCAGAAGAAACGAGAGAAGGAGGGUCUCUUGCCCAUCUCUCCUGCCACCCCGCCAGGAAGUGAGGAGAAGGCCGAAGAAUCUUCAGAGAAGUCCAGCUCCUCGCCCUGCAUUCCUUCCCCGGGGUCCUCUACCUCAGACACUCUGACUACCUCUCACUGAGGCCGACCAAGCCCCAGACUCCGCAGCCCAGGCUAUUCCGCAGGCUGGGGACUCCUUAAGCAAAGCACAUUCUUAGCUUAUCUUCCUUUCCAUUUACAGUCUCUCUCUUUCUUUCUGAUCCUAUCUGGGGAGCUCCUGGCCAGGACAGUGUGUUUCCAGAGAGUCCUGGAGUAGAGGCUUGAUUGGGGUGUGUGUGUGUGUGUGUGUGUGUGUGUGUGUGUGUGUGUGCUAACUCCUUGAUGCAGAUUGGGUGCCAUAAUCAAUUUUCUGAUGGCCCCCAACACUCCUCCCUACUUUGGAGAUUUCCACAGUCUGUUCCUUUCAGAUGUCCUUUGGAAUAUAGUCUCCUUUGCCAGCAGAAACAUGUUAGAGGGAGGCCUAUCUUUUACCUAUCUGUAUAUUUACAGUUCUCCCCUACUUUGCCCUUAAAGUAGGAUAGAGAGAGAGGAGAGUCCAGGAGCUCAUGAGGAAGAGAGGCACUAUGAGCUUGUUUACACAAUUAAUUCAUCCCUUAAUUUAAUUCAGUUUCAUGUGUGUGAGUUUGCUGGUUGUAAAUACUUUGUCCCGAGAGAUUUAUCUUUAUACAGAUUUUCUAGAAAUGUUUAGAUUAAGCGACUAAAACAGGGUAGGCAACUCUCAAAGCUGGUACAAUUUUAUAUGUUAUGGGUUAAAGAAUAAAAUCACUCACUUAAACUCAAUCAGAUGCCUCAGAGGGUAGCCUGCAUGUGUUCUUUCAAGUGAGUUAAGAAGGCCUGCGGAAUACGAGGUUCAAAAACCUUGCUUCCUGUGCUGGGUCUCCCCCUAUCACCACCCAUUUAGUGUUUCUCUGGGCACAUUCUUUUUAAAAUUUGUGCUGGAUUAUUCAGAACCUAAAGGUAUUAUUCGAACCAGCUUCUUCCUUCCACAGUUAUCUUAGCUGGAUAUGAUGUAUUUUCAGCUCAAUUGUUAAUGUGAUGGAUGGCACAAUGAAUGUAUAUUUUGUGUGAUUCGUGAAUAGUCUUUUGCAUGUCGCACAAUGUUUUGAUGUCCCUGAAGUACCACACUGAGUUAUAUCAGUUAUUCCUUGUGAGCCUAUGAUAUUCCCCAUUUCCUGUACAAUCAUGAACAGCUCUGAGAUCCUGGAGUGAUGUGAUCUAGAGCAGAGUUUACGGGUCUUAAG